UCCCGCGCCGCCGAGCUCCGCCGUGGGCAGAGCGGACAGCACCGACUCGAGCGGAGCACCGCGCGUCCCCUGCCGCGAGGCCAGACGUCUGUCCGCAUCAGAGUGAGAGCCAGUGUUCCUGUGGCGGUGGUCCCGGAGCCAUGGAAGCACCUCUGCAGACAGAGAUGGUGGAGUUGGUGCCCAACGGCAAGCACUUGGAGGGGCUCCUCCCAGUCGCCACCCCCACAGCUGGCGGCCAGAGGGUCGAGGGGCCUGGACGGAGCUGUGUUGAGGGUGAAGGCUUCCUACCAAAAAGGCCCAGCAAGGAGCCACACUUCACCGACUUCGAGGGAAAGACGUCAUUCGGGAUGUCGGUGUUCAACCUCAGCAAUGCCAUCAUGGGCAGCGGCAUCCUGGGGCUCGCCUAUGCCAUGGCCAACACGGGCAUCAUCCUUUUCCUGUUCCUGUUGACAGCCGUCGCCUUGCUCUCCAGCUACUCCAUUCAUCUGCUACUCAAGUCCUCAGGGAUCGUGGGCAUCCGUGCCUAUGAGCAGCUGGGCUACCGUGCCUUUGGGACCCCAGGAAAGCUGGCGGCCGCCCUGGCCAUCACGCUGCAGAACAUCGGAGCCAUGUCCAGCUACCUGUACAUCAUCAAGUCCGAGCUGCCCCUUGUCAUACAGACCUUCCUGAACCUGGAGGAUCGGACCUCGGACUGGUACACGAAUGGAAACUACCUGGUGAUCCUGGUCUCUGUCGUCGUCAUUCUGCCCCUAGCCCUGAUGCGGCAGCUCGGCUACCUGGGCUACUCCAGCGGCUUCUCCCUCAGCUGCAUGAUGUUCUUCCUAAUUGCAGUCAUCUACAAAAAGUUCCACGUGCCCUGCCCGCUGUCCCCCAAUGUGGCCAACAUGACAGGCAACGUCAGCCUCGUGGAGAUCAACAAAGACGAGGCAGGGCUGCAGGCCAAGACGGAGGCCGGGGCGGCGUUCUGCACCCCGAGUUACUUCACGCUCAACACUCAGACGGCAUACACCAUCCCCAUCAUGGCCUUUGCCUUUGUCUGCCACCCUGAGGUGCUGCCCAUCUACACGGAGCUCAAGGACCCCUCCAAGAGGAAGAUGCAGCGGAUCUCCAACCUCUCCAUCGCCGUCAUGUACGUCAUGUACUUCCUGGCUGCCCUCUUCGGCUACCUCACCUUCUACGAUGGAGUAGAGUCAGAGCUGCUGCACACCUACAGCAAGGUGGACCCGUUUGAUGUGCUAAUCCUGUGCGUGCGCGUGGCUGUGCUGACAGCAGUCACACUCACGGUGCCCAUCGUUCUGUUUCCGGUACGCCGUGCCCUCCAGCAGAUGCUGUUUCCCGACCGCGAGUUCAGCUGGCUACGGCACGUGCUCAUUGCCGUUGGCCUGCUCACGUGUAUCAACCUGCUGGUCAUCUUUGCCCCCAAUAUACUGGGCAUCUUCGGGGUCAUCGGUGCCACGUCUGCCCCGUGCCUCAUCUUCAUCUUCCCGGCCAUUUUCUACUUUCGCAUCAUACCCACUGAGAAGGAACCUGCAAGGUCCACCCCCAAAAUCCUGGCCCUUUGUUUUGCUGCACUUGGCAUCUUGCUGAUGAUCAUGAGCCUGAGCUUCAUCAUCAUGGACUGGGUCUCGGGCACCAGUCGGCAUGGAGGAAGCCACUAGGAUGACCCCUGCAUCUCCUUCUGUCUCCUCGUCCUCGUCCUCCUGCCCAGACUCCUCAGUCCCUGCUCCCAUCUAGUGGCCAGUUGGUGGGGGGGGGGGGGAGGAGAAAGGCGUGCUGAGCACUGGCAUCUGGCCCUGCCCAGUUUGUUAGCGCCAGGACCAAGGCCCUCGGGCCACCACCCCACUGAGCUCCGGGGCUGCAGGGGCUUCCUGAGCUGGGAGCAGGGUGGGGCUGGACCCCUGCUCCCUUCCUGUUGCCUCAGAUCCCACCCAAGCCCCUUAUCCUCUCUGCACAGGGGCAUAGACUGACGCCCAGCGGCUGCCCCCUCAGGCCCCACAGCCUGUAGAGGGCGCACAGAGCUGAAUCAGCCUGCAGUCACCCCCCACCUUGCUGCCGGGCCAUGGUCUGCACCCUGGGGCCUCAUCUCCCUCAGCCCGCUUGCCUUUCCUCCUUCUGUCCCUGAGGCCCCUUUCAGGCACUGGGGCUCAGGCCCUUGGAUAAUCUAGUUCUCUUUGCCCAUCCCCCCCACCAGGAGCAGACACCCCCCUGGCCCCCGCAACCCCCACGCCGGCCUCACCCUAUCCCUGAGGCCAGAACUUGGUUUUCAAUUGAGGUGGGCGUCGGCACCCCCAAGGGACCUCUUCUCUGGCCCUUUGCCAGUCCUGGGGAGGCUGGGACUCCCCCCCACCCCAAGCCCAGGCCACAGUUCACAUUCCACUGCUGGGAGAAGAAAGAGGCUGGGGCCCAGAGUGUCUCUGCCCCUGGGAGCCAAAGACCCUACGGGCCAGUCUGGGGCAGAGGUGGAGAAGCUGGCAGCCCCUUUUAUAAAUAUUAUACAUAAGACCAGCUGUGCUUUAUAUUCUUGAUCUCCAGGGUGCCUGGGUUCCUGGAAGGUGGGGUGGGAGCCAGGACACGGAUGCUGAUGGAAGCCCACCCUGCCUGUUUCCCUGGGAUGAGUGAGGGACAGGGUGAGUCCCCUACCCCACCCCGUCCCCUGCGUCCCAAACCAAGCAGCAGCAUGCUGAGACCCAGUGCUGGGCCUGGGCCAGGCUUAGCACAGACCUGCUUUCUCACGGGGUGAGGUGGGGAGGAAUUAAUGAGGCCCCAGGAAAUGGGACAGAGAGAGGCCUCCGGAAGGAGGCAACGUGAGGCGCAUCCUCAGCAGCUUCAGGGAGGGUCUGAGCUGGGGGCAGCUGAGCCCUGCAGAAGCCCCUCAGAAGGGCCGCCUACCCUCCCUGGCUGCCAUGUCAACCCUCUGUCAAUGGCUUGCGUCUGGGGACAAAAGUCCUGGGAUCCUGAGCCCUGUCUGGAUCUUUUAUUACUAGUAAAUCCUGCUGUAAAUAAAGGUGGGUUAGCAAGUGCCU
Messenger RNA from Capra hircus (goat), 3023 nucleotides. RefSeq names its product solute carrier family 38 member 3 (gene SLC38A3). The transcript has 16 exons. Gene Ontology annotation, biological process: asparagine transport; L-glutamine transport; histidine transport. Bases 141 to 1658 code for a protein of 505 amino acids. Gene Ontology annotation, molecular function: L-histidine transmembrane transporter activity; L-asparagine transmembrane transporter activity; L-glutamine transmembrane transporter activity. NCBI's taxonomy places the organism in Eukaryota, Metazoa, Chordata, Mammalia, Artiodactyla, Bovidae. The record is from RefSeq and is a predicted model, not a curated record.